Fukomys damarensis (Damara mole-rat) is the source of this 3854-nucleotide messenger RNA. RefSeq names its product zinc finger protein 347-like. The record is from RefSeq and is a predicted model, not a curated record. The transcript is spliced from 5 exons. NCBI's taxonomy places the organism in Eukaryota, Metazoa, Chordata, Mammalia, Rodentia, Bathyergidae. Gene Ontology annotation, biological process: negative regulation of transcription by RNA polymerase II. The coding region runs from base 600 to 2411 and encodes 603 amino acids. Gene Ontology annotation, molecular function: DNA-binding transcription repressor activity, RNA polymerase II-specific.
UUCCCCUCUGUUCUGGGGGAGGUCACCAGACCUAUCCUGAGACUUCGGGGUUCUUGUGGCCAGAAUUCAAUGUGCCCCUCCGGAGGCGGCUUUUCUUUCCAUCCCCUCCCUGUGGGCAGUGGACAGGUAGAGGGGGACGAGGGAUUCUAAAGAGAUCUUCGGAGUGAAAGAAGCCAAGAAGGUAGCAGGGGAAGAAAAUCAAAUAGAGACAGAUAGAAUGUGGAUCUCCAGGGAGAUGAGGGCAGCAGAGUAGGGAGAGGAGCAGGAAAAGGGAGGCGCUUAGAGCUGGAGGAGGGGAGAGGUGUCUGCCACAGCCGUGGCAGACAGCAACGUGAUGUCCUCUGAAUGUGACAGGUGUCCCAUGCUUUAGCCUUGAACCUCUUCUGGACGAUACCCACCGCCUUUCUUAUCGCCUCCUCCAUGGCUUUGACACCAAGCCUGUGUCUCCAUUCACUCUGCAGAGCUCUCUCAGGAACCCUAGCAUCCUGUGUCCAGGUGUCCUCUCCUCUUUGCUGGGACAUGGCAACGGGUAUCUCUGCCUUCAUAGUCCCCGUGUGACUUCCUGAGCUCUGCACGUCACUUCCUCUAUAGUCUUCGGUAUGUCAGGAUUAACUUGUAAAGACUCAAUGUUCCAUAAGGAAGAAGCCAAGAAGAGGAAAGAAAAGGAGUUGAGAAUGGCCGUUAUUCAGGGUCUGUUGACAUUCAGGGACGUGGCCAUAGAGUUCUCCUGGGAGGAGUGGAAACGCCUGAACCCUGCUCAGAGGACUUUAUACAGGGACGUGAUGUUGGAGAACUACAGGAACCUGGUCUCCCUGGGAAUUUCUCCUUUUGACCUGAGUGUUGUCUCCUUGUUGGAGCAAGGACAGCCCUGGAGUGUGGAUGGCCAGGUGAAAGUGUCCAGAAACCCAGUCCAGUGGAAAAGUGUCAGAGGUUUGAACACAGAUACCUCUCCUAAAUGUGUGGUCAAGGGAUUUACCCCCAAAGGGAGAAGUGAUACUGGAGAAAUGUUCCAGGCAGCAAUGUUGCAAAAACAUAAAAUUCACAAUAUUCAAGAAGUGUGCUUCAAAGAAAUCCAGACAAAUAUGCGUGACUUUGAGUGCCGUUGCAGAGAGGAUGGAAGACUUGACAGAGGCUUCUGUGUGAAUCACAAGGAAAAUCUCACUGACGGAAGAGAUGAACAUGGUCAAAGGAAUGCAGGAGAGAAACAUACUAAAAAUUGGCUUGGGUUAAGUUUUCAAUCACAUGUACCUGAACUGCAACUAUCUGAAAGAGAAAAGAACAUUUAUGAGUGUAAUUACCUUGAGCAGUCUGUCAACAGUGAUUCCUCAGUUUCAUCCAACCAAAGAAAUCCUUCUAGUAUGAAAAAAAACAUUUCUCAUGAAUAUAAAAAUGAUUUUCUUCAGUCUUUAUCUUUCACCCAAGAACUGGUAAUGCACAUUAGUACAAAACCUUACAAAUGGAAUGAGUGUGGGAAAUCCUUUACCCAAGAUUCCCAGUUUACUAUGCAUCAGAUAUUCCAUACUGGAGAGAAACCCUUUAUUUGUGAUAUAUGUAGUAAAGUUUUCAAUCAGAAAUCAAAUCUUAUAAGCCACCGGAAAAUGCAUACUGGAGAGAAGCCUUAUAAAUGUAAUGAAUGUGGAAAAGUCUUCAGUAAAAAAUCCUAUUUAGUAGAGCAUCAAAGAAUCCAUACUGGAGAGAAACCUUACAAAUGUAAUCAAUGUGGCAAUGUUUUCAGGUAUAGAUCAUCCUUAUCAAAGCAUCAAAGCAUCCAUACUGGAGAGAAACCUUUCAAAUGUAAUAAAUGUGGUAAAAUGUUCAGUUGUAAUUCAAACCUUGCAGAACAUCUGAUAAUUCAUACUGGAGAGAAACCUUUCAAAUGUUAUGACUGUGGGAAGGCGUUCAGUCACAAUUCCUGCCUUACCUGUCAUCUUAGGAUUCAUACUGGAGAGAAACCUUAUAAAUGUAAUGAAUGUGGAAAGGCCUUCAGACAAAAGUCAGAUCUUGCAUGUCAUCAAAGAAUUCACACUGGAGAGAAACCUUACAAAUGCAAUGAUUGCAGCAAGGUGUUCAGUGUUCAUUCAUCUCUAGCAAAGCAUCGGAGAAUUCAUACUGGAGAGAAACCUUACAAAUGUAAUGAGUGUGGCCACGUUUUCUGUUACAAGUCAUCCCUAGCAAUGCAUCAAAACAUUCACAGUAGAGAGAAACCUUACAAAUGUAAUGAAUGUGGUAAAGUGUUCAGUUGUAGUUCAUACCUUGUACUACAUCUGAUAACUCACACUGGAGAGAAACCUUUCAAAUGUAAUGAAUGUGGCAAGGUUUUCCGUCGCAAGUCCCACCUUGCAAGUCACUGUAGGAUUCAUACUAGAGAGAAACCUUACAAAUGUAAUGAAUUUGGCAAGGUCUUUAAUUAAAUUUCACAUCUUUUGAAUCAUCAUAGAAUUCCCACUGUCAAGAACCCACAGAAAUGUACUAAAUGGGGAAAACAUUCUAUCACAUUUCACACCUUCCCCAACAUAAACAGUUCAUACUGGACAGAGACGUUUCACAGUGUAAUGAAUGGGAAAAGUCUCCAGUUACAAAUUCUACAUUGUACAACAUUUGAUAAUUCUUACUGGAGAAAAACUUCAGAAUUGUAAUGAAUGUAGAGGUCUUCAGUUUAAACCCAUCUCUAGCAAAUCAUCAGAAAGUCCAUACUGGAGAGAAAUCUUAAAAUUUUAAUGACUUUGGUAAGGUAUUCAGUCAUACAUCGUCCCUAGUAAAGUAUGAAAAUCCAUACUGGGGGAAAAACUUACAAAUAUAAUGAAUGUAAUAAAGUGUUGAGUUGUAAUUUAUACCUUGCAGAACAUUGGAUAAUUGACACUGGACAGAAAACUUUCAAAUAUAAUGAAUAUGGCAAGGUGUUCUGUUGCACUUGCUACACUCCAUGUCAUCGUAGGAGUCAUACUGUGGAGAAAACUUAUAAAUGUAAUGAAUGUGGCAAAAUUUUCUGUCCAAACUCACUUGUAGCACAUAGGGAAUUCAUACUCCAGAGAAACGUUAAAAAUGUAAUUAAUGUGGCAAAGUGUUCAGUCUAAAAUCCCUAGCACAUCAUUGGAGAAUUCAUACUUGAGGGAAACCUUAGAAACAUAAUAAAUGUGUAUCUUUAUUAAGUCUAAUUCUAGUGACUUCACUAGAAAUUCAUCCUGGAGAGAGAGCUGAUGGCCGAAUGAGGCAGAAGUCUUCAAUCCGGGUAAAAUCCUUACAACAUUGGACAGUUUCUGCUGGAAAGAAAUUUCAUGUAUGAUCAGUGAGGCAUGCCUUGAGUUAUUAUUUAAGCCUCACUGACCAUAAGCUAAUCCAUACUGGAAAAGAAACCUUACAUAUUGGUUGUACAGUGCUUUAAGGUGAAAAUUAGACAUUGAUAUUCACCAAAACACUCAAAGUGGAAGGCACCUCUCAAAUGGAAUGAGUACUAAAUACGUGAAUAUGCACUCAAGCCUCAGUACACAUCGGAAAAUAGAUCUUGGAGAAAAAAAACCUAAGAAAAGUCAAUUUGGCAUAUCCUAUUUUGUGCUUGCACUUCAGUGAAUAUCAGAUAACCUGUACUGGAGAGAAACCACAGAUGUGCACAUUCACACCUUGCGUAGCACUAGAAUUUGAACAACUGAUAUAAAUAUGAAUGUGGCAAAACCUUUAUGAUGAAUUCAAGCAAUAGUCAAUAUCCCAGUUUGCACUAAAGAUAUUAAAAACUGCAUAUAAAACAGAUUCGUACCCCUCAGAAUUCACUAGGCAUCAAAUGAUAAAUCUUUGAGGGAGCCAUACAAAUGUAAUGAGCAUGCCUACUUGGUUAUUAUCAAAGCAUUAAAGCUAUGAAA